AUGCCAAUAAGACUACCCUAUGAGGGCCCAAUACCAUGGUGUGUCCCACCUAUUUCAUGGAGUCCCCUGGGGGUAGCCAGGUACUCCCAUGGGAGUUCCAUGGUAUCUCCUAGGACUUCCAGAUUCCUCUUACAUUUCCUUGGGAGUCCCACCUCUGUGGGAGUCCCAAGUAUUAUAUUCCCUGGGACUCCCUAA
Laccaria bicolor S238N-H82 is the source of this 195-nucleotide messenger RNA. RefSeq lists its product as uncharacterized. The coding region runs from base 1 to 195 and encodes 64 amino acids. The record is from RefSeq and is a predicted model, not a curated record. The transcript has a single exon. Lineage: Eukaryota; Fungi; Basidiomycota; Agaricomycetes; Agaricales; Hydnangiaceae.